Dimorphilus gyrociliatus is the source of this 1607-nucleotide messenger RNA. The record is from the annotation of a GenBank genome assembly. Lineage: Eukaryota; Metazoa; Annelida; Polychaeta; Dinophilidae.
GCAUUACAAUAAAUGCCAUUUUUCUAAACCGGCACUUUUUCUUAAAACACCAUUAAUUGGUAUUUACAAAUAAUUGAGUCGCCGAAAUGAAGAUAGAAGAGGUCAAAAGUACGACAAAAGUACAUAGAAUAGCAGCUCACAGUCACAUCAAGGGAUUGGGUCUAGAUGAGCGAGGAGAAGCUAUUAAAAUUGCAGCUGGGCUUGUCGGACAAACACAGGCUCGAGAGGCUGCGGGACUUGUUGUAGACAUGAUCAAAAUGAAGAAAAUGGCAGGAAGAGCUGUUCUUUUAGCGGGACCACCUGGAACUGGAAAAACUGCCAUUGCCCUAGCUAUAGCACAAGAACUUGGGAGUAGGGUGCCUUUUUGUCCCAUGGUUGGCAGUGAAGUGUACUCUUCAGAGGUGAAAAAAACAGCAGUUCUCAUGGAAAAUUUUAGAAGAGCAAUUGGGCUAAGAAUUAAAGAAGUUAAAGAGGUAUACGAGGGAGAAGUCUCUGAAAUCAUUCCACACGAAAUGGAAAAUCCAAUUUCUGGCGGAGGAUUAGGAAAGACAAUCAGUCACGUUGUUAUUACACUAAAAACAUCCAAAGGCUCUAGAACCUUAAAAUUAGACCCAACAAUUUACGAACAAAUUAAGAAAGAAAAAGUAGAACCGGGCGAUGUUAUCUACAUUGAAGCCAACACUGGAGCGGUAAAACGUCAAGGUAGAUGUGAUGUAUUUGCCGCUGAAUUCGAUUUAGAAGCGGAACAAUACGUACCGAUUCCAAAGGGUGAUGUUCACAAGAAGAAGGAAGUUAUACAAGAUGUUACACUCCAUGACUUGGAUUCAGCAAAUGCUCAACCUAAAGGUGGGAUGGACGCGAUGAGUCUAUUAAACCGAUUAAGUAAGCAGAAGAAGACAGAAAUUACUGAUAAACUUCGUCAAGAAAUCAACAAGGUAGUUAACAAAUAUAUUGAUCAAGGAGUAGCUGAGCUUGUACCUGGAGUUCUCUUUAUUGAUGAAGUUCACAUGCUGGAUAUCGAAUGCUUUACCUAUCUUCAUCGUGCUUUAGAAUCAACCAUUGCGCCCAUUGUUAUUUUUGCCACCAACAGAGGUAUUAGUAAGGUCCGAGGAAUUCAAGAUAUGAAAAGCCCUCACGGAAUGCCACAUGAUUUACUUGAUCGUGUUAUGAUAAUCCGUACCUUGCCUUAUGGUAAAGAUGAAAUGGCUCAUAUUAUCAAAAUAAGAGCUGAGACUGAAAAUUUGUCUAUAUCAGAAGAAUCUGUACUUCGUCUAGCCGAAAUAGGAGAGAAGACAACUCUCAGAUAUGCCGUCCAAUUGUUAACACCUUGCAACUUAUUGUCAAAGGUGAAUGGUAGAGAAGACAUAAGUAAUGAUGAAAUAGAAGAAGUUAACGAACUAUUCUUCGACGCGAAAAGUUCUGCUAAAAUUUUGGUUGAACAAGCUGACAAGUUUAUGAGUUAAACGAUUAAAUAGUUUCAAGCAAAAUGUUGUUUUCCGAUUUUUGAUAAAUUAAAAAGAUAUAAACCUGCUCUUUUUCUACAUGUAUUUCAUUUGUCUUCAAAAAUAUCAUAAUCGUCUAAAACAUAUAAACUUGUAAGAUCUGAC